AUGCUUCCAACGCCAUCAACAUCCCAUGUCAAUUACGACCAGAUUUACGAGCCCGCAGAGGACUCGUACUUACUCUUGGACACCCUCUCCUCACCCAGUGAGACUGCAUUUCUCAGGAAUCACUUUCCAACAGGUACAAAUGCACCUCUCCUCCUUGAAGUCGGACCGGGAUCGGGCGUUGUACUAGCUUUCGUCACUGCAAAUGCAGAGCACAUCUUCGGGCGAACAGAUGUUGCGGCGAUGGGCGCGGAUGUGAAUAUGUUCGCAUGCAGAGCUACAGCACAAACAAUCAAAGGCGCUAUCCUUGAGAACAAGUCCAAAGCAGGCUCAUUCCUGGAUGUCAUCUCCACCGAUCUGACGAGCUCAUUCGUGGCUGGUUGCGUGGAUGUGCUCAUCUUCAACCCGCCAUAUGUACCGACCGAAGAGCUGCCUCCGAACCCACAGGAAGCAGUGGCUGGAGUAUCGCUGAACUCACACGAAGCUUUCGAGCGCGAUUCGCACCUGCUAGCCCUUUCGUAUGCUGGGGGCGCAGAUGGUAUGGAGACAACAAACCGCUUGCUGGCUCAGCUUCCCAAUGUGCUGAGCAAAAGAGGCAUCGCGUAUGUAUUACUUUGCGCGCAGAACAAGCCGAAGGAUGUCGCAGCAAGAAUCGGUGCAUGGCCUGGCGGAUGGUCGGUUGUACUGGUAGGAUCCAGUGGCAAGCAAGCUGGCUGGGAGAAGCUGUGCAUCCUGCGCAUCCGGCGAGAGCAAAGAGACUGA
This is a messenger RNA of Fulvia fulva, 759 nucleotides long. RefSeq names its product eRF1 methyltransferase catalytic subunit MTQ2. Gene Ontology annotation, cellular component: eRF1 methyltransferase complex. Bases 1 to 759 code for a protein of 252 amino acids. Gene Ontology annotation, biological process: methylation. Gene Ontology annotation, molecular function: protein methyltransferase activity; S-adenosylmethionine-dependent methyltransferase activity; nucleic acid binding. The record is from RefSeq and is a predicted model, not a curated record. Lineage: Eukaryota; Fungi; Ascomycota; Dothideomycetes; Mycosphaerellales; Mycosphaerellaceae. The transcript has a single exon.